CUCCUCUAUUUUGUGUUAGGUUUUCAGGAGAACCAGCAAUUCAUAGACGCUGCAUAAACAACCAUGGGAGUCUUCACAUUCGUGUGCCGCCACUCUAAUGGCCAGUGGAAUGCAAAGCAGCUCUCCGAUGGUGAUCUUGAGGCCUCCGCUUCCUCAACCUACGACCUCCAGAGGAAGCUCGUCCAGACCGCUCUCUCCGCUGAUUCGUCCGGCGGUGUCCAGUCCUCUUUCUCUUUUGUCACUCCCUCCUCUGCCGUUUUUCAGGUGAUCAUUGGCGGUGGUGGCGGUGGAGCUUUCAUUGGUGGAGGCGCCGCUGCUGCUGCAGCUCCAGCAGGAGGGGCAGCAGCUGCAGCUGAUGCACCCGCAGCCGAGGAAAAGAAGGAAGAGCCAGCAGAGGAGAGCGAUGAAGACAUGGGAUUCUCUCUCUUUGAUUAGAGAAUACGACGAGUUACUCUUUCUUUCAUGAUAUGUUAUAUGUUUGGUUUUUGAGUUUUGUUUUUGUUUUGAGACUUGGUGAAUUUGAUUUAGCUUAGAUUAAGCAUUUUGGAUUAGAGAAACUUCCUAUGUUAAUUGACAAAGCCUAUUUGAAAGAUUUCAAUGCCUUUCAUAA
Manihot esculenta (cassava) is the source of this 610-nucleotide messenger RNA. Its product is annotated as 60S acidic ribosomal protein P3. The transcript is spliced from 2 exons. NCBI's taxonomy places the organism in Eukaryota, Viridiplantae, Streptophyta, Magnoliopsida, Malpighiales, Euphorbiaceae. The record is from RefSeq and is a predicted model, not a curated record. Gene Ontology annotation, cellular component: ribosome. Gene Ontology annotation, molecular function: structural constituent of ribosome. Bases 64 to 435 code for a protein of 123 amino acids.